Molecule: messenger RNA, 1604 nt
Organism: Mercurialis annua (annual mercury)
Lineage: Eukaryota; Viridiplantae; Streptophyta; Magnoliopsida; Malpighiales; Euphorbiaceae
Exons: 6
Coding region: 160-1371 (403 amino acids)
Molecular function (GO): GTPase activity; GTP binding
Source: RefSeq, a predicted model, not a curated record
UAACAAAACAUCCCAAAGCAAUUUACAAGAAAUCAGCUGAACUAAAAAGACUCAUAUUUCUUUUAAUUUUGUAUUACAAUUACAGGUAAAGCAACAGUUAUCAGCAGAUGCCAUUCGUUGACACUCAGCGCUCAGUAAUUUGAUUGAAAAAGAAGAACGAUGACCGAAGAAAUGGAAGCUACCUCUCUAGAGAACCGACCCGGAAUCUUCAUGAUCGGAUCUUCCAACGUUGGCAAACGGACUCUUCUCUCCCGAUUAUUAUCAGUUGAUUUUGAAGAUGCUUCUGAUUCAUCACCUGAAUUGCUUGCCCGCGCGUGGACUAUCGAUACUAAGUAUUAUACAGCUGAUGUUUCUGUAUGGAUGGCUCAUCUUCACGACGGAUUUUCCAUUAAGUCUCUCCCGAUUUAUAAUAACCUUGCUGCUUUGCUGAUGGUGUUCGACAUGAAUGAUCUAUCAUCUUUCGUUGCACUUCAGGAUUGGGUAUCUCGCAUUGAUAUUCACAAGUUUGAGAUAUUAUUAUGCAUUGGAAACAAAGUUGAUCUUAUUCCAGGUCAUCCCAUCCAUGCUGAAUAUAGAAGACGCCUAAUGAAACUCGACGAGUCUUCUUCUGAUACUUAUUCAGACUUUUCUGAAUUUGGGAUAUCUGAAACGGAAGGAAGUAGUCUAUUGGGUGGUGAGGAGCCAAAUUUGGAGAUCAAGAAGUCAUGUAUUGAGUGGUGUAGCGAGCACAAUAUUGAGUAUAUCGAAGCAUGUGCCUCUAAUGUUGAUUUUGACAAAUGUUUAUCAGCUGACGGUGAUUUACAAGGAGUUGAACGUCUAUUUGGUGCUCUUUCUGCUCAUAUGUGGCCUGGAAUGAUUUUAAAAUCUGGCAACAGCAUAACUCAGCCAACAUUUCCUAAUAAAGAAGACCUGUCGGAAGAAGACUCUGAUUAUGACUUUGAGUAUGAAGCUCUCUCUGCGGGAUCGGCUGAACCAUGGGACGACACAAAUGGAGGAUGGGUUUCUGCAAAUGGUACUAGUGCUGUUUUAGACAUAGGAGGAUUAGUUGAGCAAAAUUAUCAUGGUAGAGACCAAGGUCUUGAGGUUUGGGAAAAAUUUGAUGAGCAGCCGUCUACAUCAACGGUAGAGUUGCAGGAUGACAAAAAAGUGAUAACCAGCACAGAAGAUCCUAGCAAAAGCACAGAAACAAAUGAGGUUACGCCUUUUGAAUUUGAGGAUUUAGAUCAGUUGAUGUCUGAAAUUGGAAAUACUCGUGACAACUUGAGGUUUAUGCCUGAUUUUCAAAGGAGAGAAAUGGCAGCAAAAGUGGCCAUGAAAAUGGCUGCCAUGUUCGGUGGCGGCAGUGACAAUGAAGAGGAAAUUAAUGAAUAAAAUAGAUGUCAAUUUUUGGACUCAGUACUUUGAUAUUUAUAGUCUUUAAAUCACAUUAUCUGUGAUUUUGGAUGUUUUAGAUCAGUUCAUUCUUUAUACAGGGUAAAAGAAUGAGCUUUAUCUGUUAAUUUUGCCUUCUUCACCUUUAGUAUAAGAGGUGGUUGAUGUACACCUAAUGCCUGUAGUUUUGUGCUCAAUCGUUUUAAUAUAUUCGUUACUGAAUUUUUUUUCAA